AUGGAUGACGGGCGUAAAAUCGCCAUUAUCGGCUCCAGUGGCCAGGUUGGACAACCGACAGUCAAGGCCCUGCUCGCACAAGGCAUUCACACCAUUAGUUCUGUUCAGCGAAUCGAGGCAACAAGCACAUUUCCACCCAAAGUCAUCGUCACGUCUGGUGACCUGAAGGAUGUGCCCUUUCUGACGGACGUCUUCCAAGGCCAAGACAUAGUCGUGCUCAUGCCGCCUCUUCCUCACCUCGUCAGCCUGCAAGAGCCAGCUGUUAGAGCAGUUGCCAAAGCCAAAGUUCCGUAUAUCCUACCGGCGGAAUUCGGCCCAGACCCUUCCGCAAUAAGGCUUAUAGCAGAAAACCAGCUGCUUGACAUGAACAUCAAAAGUGGACUUUGGGUUAUCGAUGUUGAGAACCACAAAGCUACGAUCUGGACUAGAGGUGUUGGCAAGGUGAGCACUUCGAGUGUUGCACAUACUGGUCAGGCUACAGCUGCAGUAUUGAGCCUCCCAGAGAAUGACUUAUGCAAGUAUAAGAACAAGGCUUUCUACGUCCCGUCUUUCCAUCUAACGCAGAAGGAGCUUCUACAAGCAGUUCAGAAAGCAGCAGGGACGACGGGUCGGGACUGGGAGGUCGACUACCAAGAUGUGAAUGAUGCACUGAAAGAUUGCAACGAGAAGAUUCAGCAGAAGGGCCGCACUGCUCCAUUUGUCAAGUUCUUUCUUACUCAUUUUCAGAAUGGGAAUGGAGGAGACUUUGAGAACAUGGUCGAUGCAAAGGAAGUGAAGAAGCUGCACGGGAUCGGGCUCCAGAAGGAGGCCAUCGAAGAUGUGCUCAAGUGCACUGUAUCAUAA
Molecule: messenger RNA, 843 nt
Organism: Fusarium redolens
Lineage: Eukaryota; Fungi; Ascomycota; Sordariomycetes; Hypocreales; Nectriaceae
Product: putative oxidoreductase CipA-like protein
Exons: 2
Coding region: 1-843 (280 amino acids)
Source: RefSeq, a predicted model, not a curated record